Molecule: messenger RNA, 4812 nt
Organism: Ixodes scapularis (black-legged tick)
Lineage: Eukaryota; Metazoa; Arthropoda; Arachnida; Ixodida; Ixodidae
Gene: Diap2
Product: putative inhibitor of apoptosis
Exons: 8
Coding region: 411-2033 (540 amino acids)
Cellular component (GO): nucleus; cytoplasm
Source: RefSeq, a predicted model, not a curated record
AGUUGCGGCGGUUUGGAAAGGCAGACCGGCAGCCAUAUUGCGUUUCGUGUAUAUCUUUUCUUUUUAAUUUUUCUUUCCUGCUUGGCUGAGGCCUUCCCACAUCAACAAAGCGUGGGCCUGACGUCGUAGCUUUCCAAAUAUGCAGCUGGAGUUAGAUCAGGUUUGAAUGAGCGAGCGAGGAGCCUAUUUGGUUACGCCCACCGUAGAUAGUGUAGCUGUAGAAGACCCGGAACGCAGCGAUGGAGAACGGAAUGAUCGAAAUCGCACGGACGCGCAGUGACGCGGUAGCGCAGCUCUUCUUUAACGGAAGCCUCGUAACUAGAAAAUGAAAUAUCCCCGGACACACAUCCUGAGACCGCGUCGCCUCCACGGCAUUUUCUCUCAUAUCGGAGGAUUUGAAGCCGUGCAGGAUGCUGGAGAUGGGCCAGAUGGCGUUCACGCACCGCCGCCCUGAGGUCACCUCGGUGGUGGAUGGGCCCACAAACUCCCACUUGAAGAUGGCCGCUCCCGCAGUCGCUACGGCCAGUGACGCAGCACCCAGCUCCCUCGACCUGACGCAAGAAGAGCACCGGCGCCGUACCUUUGACAGCUGGCCCCAGGUGUCUCCGACCAUGGCCCUGAAGCUGGCGCGUGCGGGGUUCUACCACGUGGGGCGAGGCCGCACCCGGUGCUUCAGCUGCGGCACGGAGUGCGGGGACUGGCGGGAGACGCAGGGGGCGGUGGAGCGGCACCGCACGCUGUCGCCCGACUGCGCCUUCCUGCGCUCAAUGCUGGGGCGCUCGACGUCGGAGCCGGACGAGGCGCUGCUCAAGCGGUCGGCGGCCCACCGGCUGCGCACUUUCGCCCGCUGGCCGCUGGACUUCCUGGACCCUACGGACCUGGCCAGGGCCGGUUUCUACUACCUCCAACAGGACGACAGGGUGCGUUGUGCCUUCUGCCGGGGCACGAUCCACAACUGGGAGCGUGGGGACGACCCGCUGGUGGAGCACGGGCGCCAUUUCCCCUGCUGCCCGUUCCUGCUGGACCCCUCGCUGGAGGAGGGCCAGGACGAGUGCGGCCGCUCCUGGAGGGAGCAGCGCUCGCACUCCGAACGGGGGCCCGCGCCCCCGGUUGAGGGGGGCCACAGUGCAGAUUCCCCGCUGUCCCUGCUGGGCAUCACGCCCCACGUGGGGCCCAAGCACCCCGCCCAGGCCUCCCCGGACGCGCGGCUGCGCUCCUUCGCCAAGUGGCCCCUGGCGUCACCCCUCCGGCCCCCCGACCUGGUCAAGGCGGGCUUCUUCUACAUUGGCAUCCUGGACUACACCAAGUGCUUCCACUGCGACGGGGGCCUGUGCAACUGGGAGCGGGGGGACGACCCCUGGGAGGAGCAUGCCCGCUGGUUCCCCAAGUGCCAGUUCGUCCUGCUGUCCAAGGGGGACGCCUUUGUGAGGGACAGCGUGCAGAAGCACCUCGAACACAUGAGCCAGGUGGCACGUAGUGGCAGUGCGGCCCUGGCGGAGCACGGGGCCCAGCCGGGCAUGGAGACAGAGGUGGCGGCCUUGCUUCGCUCUGGAGACGUGCAGUUCUACGUGGACCAGGGGGUGGACCGGGAAACACUGCGGGUGGCCCUGCUGGCGCACGUGCAGCGCCAGCAGCGGGGCUUCAGCAGCCGGGACGAGCUCAUCCAGGUCCUGGCCAGCCUCUUCUCCCUCCACCGCAGGCAACCAGAAGCAGCCGUGAGCAGUACCGCUGACUUUCACCAGCCCUCCUCCGGAGCCGCCGAACCGGCCAGUGAGCAGCCUGCCGCAAAAGAGGAGCCUCCGAGGACGCCACAAAGCGCCGAAGGGCCGGCCCACGACCCGGAGGAGCUGCAGCUAGAAAACCUCCGCCUGAAAGAGCAGCGCCUGUGCAAGAUCUGCCUGGACGCCGAGGUGGGCGUCGUGUUCCUGCCUUGCGGCCACCUGGUGGCCUGCCCCGCCUGCGCCGCCUCCAUCAAGGACUGUCCCGUCUGCCGCAAGACCAUCGUCGGCGCCGUGCGGACGUUCCUCUCCUGAGUGCCGCCGUUUGGGCUGGCCUACGGAAUCAGACGGUCGGGACGCGGCCGGCUACGAGAUGGCCAAAAGGCUGCACACCGUGCCGUGAGAGGCGCGGAUGCGCGGCUUUGGAAGGCAGCUCGGCGUGCACAACGGUCCAAGGGACUACCGCGCCCGGCACGCUCGAGACGUAACGACGGUGACUGUCGCGACGUCGUUCGUUGACACUUUGAGACCACGUUUGAUGCGUGGGCAAUGUAAGACGCCAAACGUGCCAAGCGAACGUUCCGGGCACCGUAGCAGGACUGUGCUGCCUUCCAAUGUGCUUUCCAAAGCUAGUUGCCUCUGGCGCACUUCACGCGGUGUGCGAGGAGUUGCACCGUACUGCAAGGAGCAGUCGACCUUGUGGAACGUUCUUAGUCGCGUUCCGGGCGGGGUUCGAACAGACGGGAUUUUCUGGCACCAUCCCCUCCAGAAGGCGCGAUUGUCCCCUUUUAAUUUGAUGUCUCGCGUCCGUACUGUCGGGUUCGAAUGAAAUGCGAACGGCAAUGCAACUUCCGGCGCAAUGCUGGCGCGGCGUGGAAGCGCGGGUUUUGCCGGGUGAGGCUCAAAUGUGUCAAAGUAAGAGCGCACCUUUGCGGCGCCCUGUUCUCCAAUCCACAGUUCUGCCGGUUUCGAGAGGCCUCCGGGAUGUGCCGAAUUUGUCGACAGCCACACGCUCCAGUGUUCGCAUUUCAUCCGAACCCGGCAGUUCACGUUUUUAAGUCCGCAUACUUUUAUUGCACAUUUUGAGUGGCCGGGGUGGCACGAGUUUUGUUGUAAAGACAGUUGCUCCGCAAGUUCUGGUGUAAGUAGAUUUCAAAUUUUUAAUUCGUCCUGUAAAGCGUAUCGUGGCACAGACUAUUUAGCCCUGUAUUUGCAUAAUUUACCAUGUUAGUACUGAACCCUGAACGACUUAGUAACAAUGUUGUCUUCUUUGUAACGUAGCUCGAAGUUGCGGUCUAGUUAAAGUGUAGGCUCUACGCGGCACUUACGUUUCAUUGUUUCGUGGUGUCCGUGUUGGUUCUUCCAUGCUUGUGGGAAGCAAAAGCUCUCUAUAGUGAGGACUGAUGUAGUAAAAGAUCAUUUGUGGUUUACUCGUAAUAAGAGGUACUGAUGUGGUGAAGGUUUUUCUGGAGAAGCCAAUUUUUGUACAGAGGGGUUCUACUGCAUCUGCUAAAAGUUGCUGCAAGUUCCUUUGUGGGUGUUUUUCAUUUAUUUAGUGUAUUAGGAAUCAUUUAGUGUGUAUAUAUCGUAGCUGUCUCCACAGCAGGAGUUGUAAUAGUGGCUGUAGGUUGAACAUAGAGUAUAAUGUUACAUGCAUAAGAACACUCGUAUAAAACUGGGUUUUGUGCAUACUUUGCUUUGGAGGUGAGUCCUGCUAACCUCCCCCAUUUGGGCAGAACAAUGGCACAGCCUUUCAUAAGUAGGGAGAUGGCUUAAGGCAUUAUUCCUCUGUAUUGGGGAUCCUUAAAUGCCUACACUCGUGAGACCCAUGGCCAUCUGGUAGGCAAGACACCUGCCUUGCAUCCUUGUGCGAAAGGAGUUGUGGUUGAGAAGCUGGAUAACCUUUUAGGUUAUUUUUGCCUGAAACACAAGCAGCACAGGUACGGUAAUCAGCCAGAAGACUACCUGGAACGCCACCUUGAGCACGUCCUGAGAGAACAUGACUGGCUGGUGUGUAAAUGCCAUGCUGCUAGUCCGUGUGACCAUUUCCUUUCACCUCACCCUGGGUCAUUAAUUUCUGGAGUAUGACUUCCCAAUCGUCUCGUAACUUCUACUCAAGUACCUUUUCUUCUUUCAAGGAGUAAUUUCUUUAGAAUACCUCGAGGGAAUACAACACAGGAGCUUUCAUUCUGGACUAUCCACAUUUGCUACCUUAAAUGAGUAACUGAAAUGCAGUUGGAAUGGUGUAGAAAGAGAGGAAAUUUGAACUAUUCAGUAAUCUGCUCUUUUGCAUUGUUGCCUCCAUUGCUGCACUUGCAGCUGUGCUUCCAUGGAAAGAAAAAAAUUACUUUAUUUGCUGAGUUACCUAUCUGGUGAACAUGCCAAAUUCAAUUCCCAAAUGAUCUUGCCAAGAGGUCCAAGAUUUUUUUUUAUUGAACGGAAAGAUUAGUGAAGGGUUAUUUUAAAGGUAAUAUGAAAUAAUCUGUGUAACAAGUUUCCGUCCGUCCAUAGUAGGUGGCGUUCUUCAGUGUUAUUUUGCCAAAUGCCCUUGCAGCAAUGGUGACUCAUUACAUGCUAUGUGAAUCAGAAACUCCUCCAGGGGCCCCGAUUCACCGAUUCGGCUGAAUAACAUUUGGAGUUUACCGUGUGAUAUGGACAUUGGAUACAACCUCCUCAAGAUGAACUGUUGGGAACACCGCAAAUAAUAUCGACGCACUCCUUGAGCAAAGUGUUCACUGAGUUACAUAAUUCUGAACUUUCCCUACUGCCUUGUUCUUAUUUGAGAGCAGUGAGGUUAGUUUUAAUAAGGAAGGCAGCUGGCAAGUUUACCUUCCUGUGUGAUCCGGGGAGAUGUUUUAUGCAGAAGUUACCAUUAGCCUUAUGAUGACGUGGAGUUGCUUGGCUCCACCUACCCUCGCUGCUGCUUUAUCGGAGUGUAAGCUUCUGAUAGUUUGCAUGUCUCUGCAGAAGAAGAUUCUCCCCUCGUUUCUAGUAGUUGCUUGUUUGUGACUGCUGCGACUAUGCUUCCACUGUUCUCAACGGUGUGUGAAUCGAGGUGUUCGGACUAUUCCGAAGUUCAGUAGAACCUCGUUAA